UGCGUCGGGGGGAGUUCAUAAGUUUAUUUUUGACUGAUUAUAUAUAAAAAUAGAUAGUUUCUCUUUCUUUUUUUUCAUUUCUUUUUUUGUUUUCUUCAAUACCUCUCUUUAUUAUUCUUUUUUAACUAUGCGUAUAGCAAGGAUAUUAUCUUCUUGUUGUAUAUUAGUCCUGACAGUUACUUCUUCCAUUACUUCUGUUCAUGCACAAAAUACUUCUUCGUCUGCCCCUACUUCAAGUCCACAACCUGGUGUUAACAAGAACUAUGCUAAUUUACUGACUUAUUCCAUGUGGUUUUAUGAAGCCUUAAGAAGUGGGAAGUUACCUUCCAACAAUCGUGUUUCUUGGCGUCAUGAUUCUGGUUUACAAGAUGGACAAGAUCAUAAUGUGGAUCUCACUGGCGGUUAUUAUGAUGCUGGUGAUUAUUUGAAAUUCACACUUCCUUUAGCUCAUUCUUUGGCUUUGAUAUCAUGGGGUGGUAUUGAAUGGUAUGAUGGUUAUACAAAAGCCAAUCAAGCUAGUUAUUUACAUGAUACUGUUCGAUGGGGAACAGAUUGGUUAAUGAAAGCUCAUCCUGAUUCAAAUACGUUAUAUGUUCAAGUGGGUUCUGGUGAUAUUGACAACAACUAUUGGGGACCUGAUACUGGUAUUCCUACACCUAGACCUUCCUAUUUUAUCAACAACACAGCUACAGGAACAGAUGUAGCUGCUAUGACUGCCGCUGCUCUUGCUUCCGCAUCUUACCUUUUCGCCAAUUUAGCCAAUGACACCAACUAUGCUAAUCAAUUAUCCAGUGCUGCUCAAUCGGUAUUUGCUUUGGCCGAAACACAACCAUUCCAUGUCUAUACUGAUUCUGUCCCUGCUGCGGAUGGUCUCUAUCAAACAAAUACUUACAUGCCUCAACUAGUAUAUGGUGCACUAUGGAUGUACAAGGCAACAGGUAAUUCAACUUACCGUGAUAAGGCUUCCAACUACUUUGAUCAAUUUUCACUUGGUGCAUCUACGGUUUCUCCUAUGGAUUGGAGUGAUCCUACUGGUGCUGUCUAUGUAUUGGGUGCCGAACUUGACAAUUCAAAUACCAAGUAUGCUACAGCUGCCAAGAGAUGGCUUGAUACCAUGACCAAUCCAAGUGCUCCUAAAGCUCCCUGUGUAUUUACUAAUGGUGGCAUGUUAUGGUGUGAUGGUUAUAGUAACUCAAAUUCAAUGGUGCCUCUUCAAGAUACCUCCUUAUUAGCCUUGUUGUAUAGUCGUCUGGACUCGUCGAAAUCUCAACAAUACACGGAUUUUGCUACAAAACAAAUCGAUUAUAUGCUUGGAAAUAAUUAUAUGUUGACCCCUUAUGUCUGUGGCGUUCAUGCAAAUUCACCACACAAUCCUCAUCAUGCUGGUGCUUCUGGUGGUACGGAUAUUAAUAAUAUUAACACUUCUCCUGCUGAAGAACUACAUAUCCUUUAUGGUGCGAUUGUUGGAGGACCUAAUAAGGAUGAUAUCUUUUAUGAUGAACGUAAUGAUUGGUCACAGACCGAAGUGGCUUUGGAUUACAAUGCCCCAUUCCAAGGAUUGAUGGCUUAUCAAAUCAGUACCAAUGCGUCUGAUCCACCUUAUGUUAGUAUCACUGACCCAAGACCUUACGUCAGUCGAUCUCAUGGUUUGGCUGGUUGGCUCAUUGCUGUGAUUGUCAUCGUGAUCUUAUUCAUCUUGGCUGGUAUUGGUUACUUUGCUUGGUUGAAACGUGAAGCCUUACGACGUCGAUUUGGAAAAAACAAGGAAUAUGCCUACGCAGCUUAGUAUAGAAUAAAUCUUAUUUAUUUUAUUGUAUUUUUUUUUGUAUUGUUUAUUUUUAUGAUAGUAUAUAUAUAUAUGUUUGAAUAGAUGAUGAUGGUCAUCAAGAUUGAUUUUCAUAUCCUUUUAUAUAUUUAUGACCUUCUAUUACAAUAAAGAAAAUAGGAUCAUUUUAUGUGUGACAAGUCUUUGAUCAAUGACGACAUGUAGGGAGGACACGGAUAAAAAGAUGAUUCCAUCAUAAAAGAUCAAUAUCUACCACGUUGAAAAUAGACAUAUGCAGUGAACGAUAGGGUGGGUUUAUGGAUUGGAUUCAUUGAGCAGUAACAAGAAG
Messenger RNA from Halteromyces radiatus, 2114 nucleotides. RefSeq names its product Six-hairpin glycosidase-like protein. The transcript has 6 exons. Gene Ontology annotation, biological process: carbohydrate metabolic process. The record is from RefSeq and is a predicted model, not a curated record. Bases 128 to 1786 code for a protein of 552 amino acids. Gene Ontology annotation, molecular function: hydrolase activity, hydrolyzing O-glycosyl compounds. NCBI's taxonomy places the organism in Eukaryota, Fungi, Mucoromycota, Mucoromycetes, Mucorales, Cunninghamellaceae.